This is a messenger RNA of Eutrema salsugineum, 1492 nucleotides long. Its product is annotated as transcription factor bHLH67. The transcript is spliced from 4 exons. The record is from RefSeq and is a predicted model, not a curated record. NCBI's taxonomy places the organism in Eukaryota, Viridiplantae, Streptophyta, Magnoliopsida, Brassicales, Brassicaceae. Bases 195 to 1298 code for a protein of 367 amino acids. Gene Ontology annotation, molecular function: RNA polymerase II cis-regulatory region sequence-specific DNA binding; DNA-binding transcription factor activity, RNA polymerase II-specific; protein dimerization activity. Gene Ontology annotation, biological process: regulation of transcription by RNA polymerase II.
CAGCUCCUCUGUUUCCUCUCUACUCAAAAGCUACUAAAAACUCACUGUUCUAUAUAAAGCUAACAGUUACAAGUCCAGAAAGCCUCAGAAUCAGAAGAGAGUACAUGAGUUUCCUCUUCUGCCUCUUUGGUGCUUCUUAGCAUUUAUUCUUACACAUCAUUACAUAAUAAUACAUAACAAACAAAAGCUCUCAAAUGGAGAGGUUUCAAGGACACAUCAACCCCUGUUUUUAUGAUCGACAAGCGGAUGCGAGAAGCCUAGACGUUCAAGGAUUUGCAGAAGCUCAAAGCUUUGCCUUUAAGAAAGAGGAGGAAGAAAGCUUGCACGAUACAGUUCCAUUUCUACAGAUGCUGCAAAGUGAAGAAGACCCUUCAACGUUUUUGUCAAUCAAGGAACCAAAUUUUCUAUCGCUACUGUCUCUUGAGCCACCCAAAGAGCCUUGGGAACUCGAAAGCUAUCUUUCACACGAGGAUCCGCAGUUUCAGUCACCGGUCCAAUCCGAGACAAGCCGCAUCUGUCACAACCCAAUUUCAGCAUCAUCCAUGGAAGGAGCAGCUUUAUCAAGCCAAGAACUUCCCUUUAGCUUUAGCCAAACAAACAUGAUAAUCCCUUCUUCUUCCUCAUCACCACGCACUGCGAAUUCAAGACGCAAACGCAAAAUCAGCCACUUGUUGCUAUCUCCAGAAAUGACUCAAGAGAAGAGAAAAAGGAGGAAGAGUAAACCAACUAAAAACAUUGAAGACAGAGAGAAUCAAAGAAUAAACCACAUUGCUGUUGAAAGAAAUCGACGGCGUCAGAUGAACGAACAUAUCAACUCCCUCCGUUCCCUUCUCCCACCUUCAUACAUCCAACGAGGAGACCAAGCAUCCAUAGUAGGAGGAGCGAUAAACUACGUGAAGGUCCUCGAGCAAAUCAUACAGUCUCUUGAGUCGCAAAAGAGAAGUAGUGGAGUGGAAAACGGAGUUAACGACCAAGCGACUAAUAAUCAUCAUCUUUCAGGCAUUUCGUCGAGUGACUUGUGGACCGGUCACGAAGAUCAAACCAAAAUCGAGGCCACAGUGAUACAAAACCACGUCAGCCUUAAAGUUCAAUGCGCGAAGGAACAAGGACACCUUCUCAAAGGAAUCAUUUCACUGGAAAAGCUUCGACUCACUGUUCUUCAUCUCAACAUCACCUCUUCGUCUAAUCUUUCUGUCUCUUAUUCCUUCAACCUCAAGAUGGAGGAUGAUUGUGAACUAGAAUCGGCAGACGAGAUAACGAAAGCGGCGCAUCAGAUUUUCGAUAUCCGACGAUUUUGAUUAACACAUAAAAAUAAAAAUAAAUAUGUAAAACCCGAAAUGAUAAUAAAAAGCUGACAUAUCUUUUUCUUUAAAAAAUCAUUGAAGUAGAGAGCACACUUUUUUUUUGUUUUCGUUUUUCGUUCUUUCGUUUUCCGACUGACGGAAUUAAAUUCUGUUUUGUUCGUAUAUUAUUGGAUUAUUCUCGAUCAUGU